CCCCUCGCCAUCCCCCAACACCCCCGCCCUCGCGCCCUGCCCGGAGCCCCGGCCCCCGAGCCCCGGCCCCGCAGGCGCGUGCCAGUGAGCGCGCGGGGCGCGCCCUGGGGCUCCCGGGCGGCACACCCACUUUCCUUAUUAGGGCAGAGUCGACGCCCAGAGCGGGCGGCCGAGCGCGGGGGUGGGGCAGGGAGCCCAGGAAGGCGACAGCCGAGGGCGCAGCCACAGCCUCAGCCGCCUCCGAGCGGCAGGAGGGAACAGCGGUCGCUGCGCUCCGGCCAGCCAGUUUCCCGAGACCCCGCUUCUCUCCGCGGGGCAGAGAUCGUCCUCUGUGCCCCGCCGGGUACCCCUAGUCCAAACGUCUCUCAACGACAUGGAAGAAUUUUUGCAACGCGCCAAAUCUAAACUGAAUCGAAGCAAACGCUUGGAGAAGGUCCAUGUGGUUAUUGGACAUAAAUCGUGUGAGUUGGAUUCUCUCAUUUCCGCCUUCACGUACGCUUACUUUCUAGACAAGGUCAGUCCACCUGGAGUUCUCUGUUUGCCAGUGCUGAACAUACCAAGAACUGAAUUCAAUUACUUCACUGAGACGAGGUUUAUUUUAGAAGAGCUGAACAUCUCUGAAUCGUUCCACAUAUUCCGAGAUGAAAUUAAUCUGCAUCAGCUAAAUGACGAAGGGAAGUUAUCUAUAACGCUCGUUGGCAGCAAUGUGCUGGCGAGCGAGGACCAAACUUUAGAAUCAGCGGUUGUCAAAGUCAUUAAUCCGGUGGAGCAGAGCGAUGGUGGCCUUGAGUUCCGAGAGUCUUCCUCUUCCCUUGUGGUGAAAGAGAUUCUCCGGGAGGCUCCUGAGCUCAUCACCGAGCAGCUGGCUCAUCUCCUCAGAGGUAGCAUCCUUUUCAAGUGGAUGACCAUGGAAUCCGAGAAGAUCUCAGAGAAACAGGAAGAAAUUCUCUCUAUCCUGGAAGAAAAAUUUCCCAGCUUGCCUCCGAGAGAGGACAUCAUCAACGUCCUGCAGGAGACCCAAUUCAGCGCUCAGGGUUUAAGUAUUGAACAGACAAUGCUGAAGGACAUAAAAGAACUGUCCGAUGGAGAAAUAAAAGUGGCCAUCAGUACCGUGAACAUGACCCUCGAGAACUGUAUGUUUCACAGCAAUAUCAGCAGCGACUUGAAAGCAUUUGCAGACAAGUUCGGUUUUGACGUCCUCAUCCUCCUGGCCAGCUACCUGUCGGAGGAAGAGCAGCCGAGACGACAGAUUGCCGUGUACUCCCAGAACCUCGAGUUGUGCAGUCAGAUCUGCUGCGAACUGGAAGAAAGCCAGAACCCUUGCCUGGAGCUGGAGCCCUUUGAAUGUGGCUGUGAUGAGAUCCUGGUGUACCAGCAGGAGAACCCGUUGGUGACCUGUGAUCAGGUGCUCCUUCUCGUCAAGGAAGUCAUCAACAGGAGAUGUCCAGAGAUGGUCUCCAACAGCCGGACGUCCUCAACGGAAGCCGUGGCAGGCAGCGCCCCAUUGUCCCAGGGAUCUUCCGGGAUUAUGGAGCUGUAUGGUUCUGACAUAGAGCCACAGCCCAGCUCCGUGAAUUUCAUAGAAAACCCUCCAGAUCUCAACGAUUCUAAUCAGGCUCAGGUGGAUGUAAACAUCGACCUCGUCAGCCCAGAUAGCGGGUUGGCCACCAUUAGGAGCAGCCGUUCAUCCAAGGAGAGCUCGGUUUUCCUCAGUGAUGACAGUCCAGUGGGAGAAGGUGCUGGGCCUCACCACAGCCUCCUCCCAGGGUUUGACUCCUAUAGUCCCAUCCCCGAAGGAGCAGUCCCAGAGGAGCAUGCCCGGUCUGGAGAACACAGGGAAUCCUUUGACCUCUUCAACUUUGACUCAGCAACCAUGGCUUCUGGGCAGUCCCAACCAUCUUCUCAUUCUGCAGACUACUCUCCUGCAGAUGACUUCUUCCCCAAUAGUGAUUCAUCAGAAGGACAACCCCCGACAGGGCCUAAAGAAAUCAAUGGGAUAGGGAUGGACAUGUCCAAAUAUUCAUCCAGUUCACUUUUGUCAGAGGCUGGCAAAGAUGACCUUGUGGAAUUUGAUGAGGAAUUUGUUCAGAGACCAGAAAGUCCCGAGGAUAACUCUGAAAGAAAUGUGAGCCUGACAGGUUUUGUGGGAGAUAAAUCUCCUUCACCAGAAAGGCUGAAAAAUAUUGGAAAGCGGGUCCCACCAACACCUAUGAAUAGCUUUGUAGAAAGUUCACCAUCCACGGAAGAACCAGCUCUACUCUACCCAGAAAGUGUGACCCCAAAAGCAGUAGACACGGGUCACAUAGGGCCACCUCAGACCCGUGCACGGUGCAGCAGCUGGUGGGGUGGCUUGGAAAUUGACUCUAAAAAUAUUGCAGACACAUGGAGUUCUAGUGAACAGGAGUCUGUCUUCCAGAGCCCCGAGUCAUGGAAAGACCAUAAGCCAAGCCCAGUGGACAGGAGAGCCUCAGAUUCUAUAUUUCCACCAAAGAGUCUCGAAUUCCCAAAGUCAAGUCCCUGGGAGUCUGAAUUUGGUCAGCCUGGGCUGGGCAGCCAUAAUAUUCAGGACCAAAAUGAGGACCACUUACAGUGUCAGAACGUGCCCACAGAGAAAUCGAAUCUGCCCAGUGCUUCUCCUCAGGGGGCACACCACCUGAUCGAAGACUUUGCUGCCUUGUGGCGUUCUGAUCGCUCCCCCACGGCGAUGCCAGAGCCGUGGGGAAAUCCCACGGAAGAUGGGGAACCAGCCGCUGCGGUGUCAUUCCCAGCCUGGAGUGCAUUUGGUAAAGAAGAUGGCACCAAAGCUUUGGCAAAUACCUGGAAUCUGCACCCAACGAGCGGCGAGACGCCUUCUGUGAGGGACCCGAGCGAGUGGGCCAUGGCAAAAAGUGGGUUUUCUUUUCCCUCAGAAGACAAUUCACCCAGUGAGGCAAAUAACGAAGCGCCCCCAGAAAUCUGGGGUAAGAAGAACCACGACUCCAGGGAUAAUAUCCUUAUAUCUGGAAACCCCAGAUCCGAUCUGGACCACGCGUGGAAUGGUUCCAAACCGACAAAGGAAGAUCAGAAUGGCGUAAUGGAUCCCAAAAUUAGGGGGGAGGUGUAUGAAAAGGUAGACUCCUGGAACCUUUUUGAGGAGGGUAUCAAAAAAGGAGGGGCAGACGUCCUGGCACCUUGGGAAGAUUCCUUCUUAUACAAAUGUCCCGAUUACAGUGCAUCCAACAUAGGGGAAGAUUCGGUGCCCUCCCCCUUAGAUACCAACUACUCCACAUCUGACUCCUAUACUUCGCCAACAUUUGCUGGAGACGAGAAAGAAACAGAAAGCAAGCCAUUUGCUAAAGAGGGAGGUUUUGAGUCACAAGAUGCUAACUCUGCCACAGGGGAGACUGAAAGGCCUCCCCAGUCGCCGCAGCAGCCACCUAGAAAUCGAAUUAGUUCAGGUCCCGGGAACCUAGAAAUGUGGGGCUCACCGGAUGCAGAUAACAGUUCGGAGACAAAUGUCACUUACAACUCCGAGAAGGAUUUACUCAGGACGGAGCCCACAGAUGAUAAGAACAUCUCCAUGGAGGAUGACAUCGGGGAAAGCAGCCUGUCCAGUUACGACGACCCCAGCAUGAUGCAGCUGUACAAUGAAACAAACCGACAGCUCACGCUUCUGCACAGCAGCACAAACUCCCGCCAGGCUGCCCCUGACAGCCUCGACUUGUGGAACAGAGUGAUUCUGGAGGACACGCAGUCCACUGCAACCAUCUCCGAUAUGGAUAAUGAUUUGGACUGGGACGACUGUAGCGCGGGUGUGGCAAUCUCCAGUGAAGGUCAAGCACAAGGAUACAUGAUUGAAAGCGCUGAACCGGAGACCCGAUUUUCAGUGAGACAGCUGGAGCCAUGGGGUGUGGAGUAUCAGGAAGCAAAUCAGGGGGAUUGGGAACUCCCCGCACCUUCUGAGCACAGCAAGGACACUCCUGCCAAUGGAUAUCACACACUGAAUGAAAAAAGUGGACAGCUGAUCGCAGAUAGCAUUUGGGACUCCGUCAUGAGAGAUAAUGACAUGUCUUCGUUAAUGUUACCAGGCCCCUCAUAUGUCACAGAUUCUGAACAACACAAAUCUCCUUCUGGAACUCCCAACUCAUCAGAAAAAAUUAAGGACAGUUGUAUCCCAGACAUGCUAGAAGCCUCUGGAGCCGGCGAGUCAGGUGCACUUGAUCCUGAUAAGCAGGACCCGUGCAGAGGAACCCUGCCACAUGAUGCGACAUCCUUGGCAACCAACUUUGAGAAUCCAGGGCAUUUUGGACCCUCAGAUCCAUGGACAGGUCCUAGCUGUGGACAAAGCAAAGGUGAGGAGGAAGCCCAUGGAGCCACUGCUAGGGAGCACCUCCGUGAGGAGGAGAUGACAGACGGAGCUUCGGAGCAGUCUGGAAAAGGGCAAAGUGACCGGGAAGGCUCUUCCCCGGUUGCAUCUGAACAUCAAGAAAUCUGUGAUGAGUCCGGCAAAAUCAACUCUCUCUCAGUCCCUUCCAGCCCUCAGACUGAGGAACCCCAGGAGAUUUUAGAGCACGAGAGGGGGUCCUACAAUCCAGGUUCCUGUGAUGUGCGCGCAGAAGUGUCCACAAACGGCCUGCGGGCAGAAGAGACCUGUGACAAGCCCCUCCCGUAUCACAGAAAUUCAGAUGACGCCACUGACACUUCCAGUGGGCUUGGGCUGAAUUUAACAAAAACUGUAUCUUUCCCUGAAAUGAGUCUUGAGAGCACUGAAGAGUGUAACGUUCUGGAACCAGAGAGAGUGAACCAAGAGCCACGCCAUGAAUGUCCCCAAAGCCUUGACAUUUGGGAUGGCUCUGUAGACAGUGAUGUGCAGGUCGAUGUCCCAAAUUCUGAGAUUACUAAGAGUCUUGAAGUUGAGAGGACUGAAAACAGCCUUCCAGGAGCUUCUUCAUCAGGAAAUUAUCGCAGAGAUAGUAUUUCUAGUGAGUAUACACAUUCGAGUGCAUCGAGUCCUGGCCUUAAUGAUUCCUCAGCUCCAUUGCCUUCCUGGGAACAUGGACCCAAUAUGGGGCAUCAGGAGCAGAAGCAAGAUGAUUGGAGCAAACAGAGUCACCAAGAAUCUGAACUAAUUACUACUGAUGGCCAAAUAGAAGUAAUUACUGAAAUGGAGGACCUGGACAAAAACAGAAUGGACAGGUUUGAAAAGAGCUUAGAUCUCAAGGUUCCUAAAUUUUUAGAGAUUUGGAAUGACUCAGUAGAUGGCGAUUCCUUUUCGUCUGUAUCCAGCCCUGAAACAGGCAAAUGUUCUGAGUAUUCCGAGGCAUAUCAGGAAAGGUGUCUAGUGGUUAGCCAUCAGGAGAAAAAUGACCAUGACCUUCCUAAAACCGUGCAGCCAGAGGAUGCCAAGUUCAUUUCAACAAGUUCAGGUUCUGAUGACGACAGCAUAGGUGAUGAAGAGUCAGUGGAGAAAGAGGUCCACUUGGGCACUUGCCAAGUUGCUCAGAGCGACCCCAGAGCUUGGGAUUCAGUGAAUGAACCUAAUAAGUUCUUGGCCACCGCUGAUCCCAAGUCUGAGGAGUGUCCUGCGUAUGUAGGCAAUUCAGAAGCAAGAGAGAACAAGCCAGACCCAUUCUGUGACAACCAACAAAGCAGCCCCGAUCACUGGAAUUUCUCACCGCUAAAGGAGACCGAACUACAGGUUACAGCAGUGGAUACAGAGAUGAGAUCUUCUCCAGAAACAGGGAAGACGGGAGAGACCACCUGGCAGCUAUCUCCCCAAAGCGAAUCAAAGAAUGAGAAUUAUUCCAAACUGGAAACACUUGGCUUCUCAGCUGAGCACUCCGAGCGGUGGAAUGCCUCUCUACAAGAAGGACGACCGAUGGAGAGCACAUUUGAAAGGGAAUUGCCCAACCCAAGUAGUGUGUUAGAGAUGAAUCCUUCAGUAUACCACAAAGUGGGUCCCUGGGGAGUACCCACCCAGGGUGAUAUUGAACCCAUGGAAACGCAUUGCACUCAGCCCUUCGGUGAUGAACAUCGGUCACCCUUUCUGGAGAGCAAUGAGGAGAACUCCCAUGAGCAACUCUGGAACAUUCAACCGAGACAGCCAGACCCAGAAGCGGAUCAGCUUGGCCAGCUUGUGAUACUGGACCAAAUCAAAGAAAAGGAUGCUAGAGAGCAAACCUUCUUGUCUUCUGCUGGUGAACAGCUGACUUCCGAAACACCUACCCAAGAGCAGCAGAGUCAGAAUACAGCGCUGUCCGUCUGGGAUCAGCCAGAUGCAACGUUUCCUCACACAGAUGAAAAUGAAUGUGUCAUAUCUAAUGUUUUGACCGUGGAGUGUCAAGAAACAAAUCGGUGGGAAGAAGAAAAAUCGUACCCGAGUGAAAUAACAAAUUCCAGCAUUGCCUCAGAAGAUUUCCCGGCUGUCAGUUUUUCCACCCAGUUGAUAAAGAAGUCGGGCUCUGAAUGGGAUGUCUGUCCUCCUAGGGAGAGCCCCGAAGGCACAUUCGUUCCAGAUAUUUUACACGGCAACUCCCAGGAGGGUGGGCAACUGGCCUCAGCUUCGCCUGACUUGUGGAUAGAUGCUAAGCAGCCCUUCAGUUUGAAAGCAGAUGGUGAGAAUCCAGAUAUACUGACCCACUGUGACCGUGACAGCAAUUCUCAGGCUUCCAACAGCCCUGAUAUAUGCCAUGAUCAUGAAGCAAAGCAAGAGACUGAACAGCUCGUCAGGGCUGGAGUGGGACCAGAAGGGGAAGCCAGUGAGUUAUAUCUCACCGAGCCAAAGAUGGGUGAAGAACCCAAUCGGGAGCCUGGGCAGGAAUUUGUCCCAUACGAUUCAGAACUAUAUUCUGAAAAUGUAAUCCCACUGCCUCCGAUCAGUGAUCAAGUGAACAUAAGUGGCUCAUCUCAGCCUGCCUCUCAGAGAGGUUCUCCUGAACCUUCUGAAAUAAAUGGUGAAGGCAAUACAGGUUUAAAAGCAGCAGACAAAGUUGCUGCCCCAGAUGUAGCACCGGCUUUGGAACUCGUUGACAGAACAAUCUCAAUGAUGGAAAACGUGGGGACCGGUAUUUCUGUAACUCUCCAGGAGCCUACGAUGGACAGCAACAGCUUGUUGGUGUCAGAGGGCCUCUCUCCUGAGAGUCAGACAGAUGCAGGAGCCUUGUUGGACGAGGAGCAACUUUUUGCUACUGAGAAUUCUGCCACGGUUCCUGACGCCCCGUUAGCUUCAGACACUUGCCUGGACAUAAGCGAAGCUGCCUUUGACCACAGCUUCAGCGAUGCCUCAGGUCUUAACACAUCCACGGGCACAAUAGAUGACAUGAGUAAAUUGACAUUAUCUGAGGGCAAUCCAGAAACGCCAGUUGACGGGGAUGCAGGGAAGCAAGAGGUCUGUUCGUCUGAAGCCUCGUGGGGUGAUUUCGAAUAUGAUGUCAUGGGCCAAAAUAUCGAUGAAGAUUUAAUGAAAGAGCCUGAGUAUUUUCUCUAUGGCGGUGACCCUCCCUGGGAAGAAGACACCCUGAAGCAUUCGCUGGCACCUUACACACCCCCCUUUGAUUUGUCCUAUCUCACAGAACCUACCCUUGGUGUCAAAACAACAGAGGAAGCCGAGUCUCCAGAGGACGAGUCUCUAGGGGCCGAAGCAGCCGAGAUGCUGCUUUCCGCCCUUCCUGAUCAAAAAAGCAAAGAAAACCACGCCGAGACCCCCAACAGACAGCCUGGACAACUGGUUGUCCUGCAUAUUCAUGAAGACCCCGAGUCCGUUUCUUUGCCAGCAGGAGCCCACCCCAACCUUGAGCUGUCUCCGUCCAACAUCGACUGGGAAGUAGAGACAGAUAAUUCGGAUUCACCAGCAGGUGGAGACGUAGGACCACCAAAUGGUGCCAGCAAGGGAAUAUCAGAAUUGGAAGAAGAAAAAAGAAUUCCGACCCAAGGGCCUGAGCAGGUAACAGCGGAAUCCAGGGAAGAAAGGUACACAGAGAGGAAUGAAGAUAAUCACGCGGCACACAUGGGUUACAUACUUGUCAACCAUGAAGAAAAUUCACCCGCAAAGCCAGAGGCCUGCGAGGCAAGAGAAAACACAUCUGAAUUAGACGAGUUUCACGCAGGUUCUGAAGAAGAGAUGUCAGGAACUCAGCUGGCCGGCUUCCCGGAUUCAUGUCAGCUUGCCUCUUUAAAUGAAAGAGGAGAUCAUUCUGCAGAGAGACUGUCUCCCCAAGGUGAGAAGAGAUCGGCUCUUGAAAGCCCUGGGCAAGACCAGAAUUGGAUGGUCUUGGGCCAUAGCGAGGUUGGUGACGAGACGUUGGAAGCUAGGAACUCAGGGCCUGGAUGGGCUGGCCAAGCUGUGGAGUCAACCUCUGAUUGUGGCGUGGGCGAGGGUGCCCAGAUGCAAGUUCUAGGAGGCAUGAAGCCUCUGGAAUCCUUAGCCCUAGAGGAGGCCUCUGGUCUGGGCAGCCAAUCGCGGAAGAGCAAGAGCCGCGGCGGGGCUGACCCGGAUGCAGUUAUGCUGCAGGCUGUCGCCCAUGACAAUGAAUGGGAAAUGCUUUCACCACAGCCUUCUCAGAAAAACAUGAUCCUUGAAACGGAAAUGGAGGAGGAGACAGAGUUUCUUGAGCCCGGAACGAGGAAGCUGAGACCGAAUGGACUGCUGUCAGAGGAUGUAGGCAUGGACGUCCCCCUGGAGGACGGAAUGCUGAGUCCCAGUGCUGCAGACAUGAGGCCUGAACCUCCCAAUUCUCUGGAUCUUAACGACACUCCUCCUCGCAGGAUCAAACUCACUGCCCCGAAUAUCAAUCUUUCUCUGGACCAACAAAGUGAAGGGUCUGUUCUCUCUGAUGAUAACCUGGACAGCCCAGAUGAAAUCGAUAUCAAUGUGGAUGAACUUGAUACCCCUGAUGAAGCAGAUUCUUUUGAGUACACUGGGCACGAAAGUUCCACAGCUAACAAAGAUUCCGGCCAAGAGUCAGAGUCCAUUCCAGAGUAUACGGCGGAGGAGGAGCGGGAGGACAACCGGCUGUGGAGGACCGUGGUGAUCGGAGAACAGGAGCAGCGGAUUGACAUGAAGGUCAUCGAGCCCUACAGGAGAGUCAUCUCUCACGGAGGAGAUUCAGGUAACUUCUCUGCAGUGUUGCUGGACACAUGACCCUGGAAAGAAUGAGAAGAGUUGCGGGCUGGUGUGUGUGUGUGUAUGUUUUGGUUGCGACUGUCACAUCCUCCCUCCUCUCUCCAUCCCAUUUGCUGGCCGGCACACUUGUGUCCCAUCCCUCUCAUGCCUGUCUGUUCUGCCUCAGGUAAGGUUUGCAUUAUCGCUCCAGAGGGUCUCAGGAGGCCCCGCGGUGGCAUUGCUGAUGCACCUCAGCGCACACGCCCUGAACUCACCUCCUGGUUCCUGAGAAGAGAGCUAAAGUACAUGUUUUCAAAAAGCCAUCCUUCUAAUGAACUCUUCAGCUGCUGGCAGCCGACUUCCCUUGACUAAAGCUGCAAUAAGCUAAAUAUUAGCACAGAAAUCGGGUUAGCCGACCCCCUCGAAGGCAUGUGCGAGGAACCAAGAGCAAACAGACCCAUUCCUUCCAGUUACCGCCCUUUGCCAGCAAGGACGAUCUGAAAUAUCUCCCGAGCCUGACAGCAGUGGCACCAGAUCUGGGUUGGGAAGGAGAACUUGCCCGAAGAAGUCUUUUUCUUCUCGUUCCUUUCUUGCGUCUUCCACCGUCUCUCCUCCUCUUCCCUUCCUCUGUCUCCUGCCUCUUCUUCCCUUCCUGCAGCUCCUCUGCCCAAAACUACGAAACUCCACCUUCACUAGUGAAUUUCAGGCAUUUUUGUAUAAAGAGACAUUCCUGACUUAGACGAUGAUCAGGACGUGGCGAGCUGAUUCUUCAGUAUCCCUUCGAGUUAAUGAGCCUGGGUGAACGUGACACCACAGCAUUCCAAGGACAGGCACAUUGACACAAAGAGCUGAAAUGCCAUUUAAGAUGACUUCUGAAGUACUGUUUAGAAACCUCGGACUGUCCUUAAAAAAAAAAAAAAAAAAAAAUUAGAAUUAGAAAUUCUCCAGAAACGGGAACAGAAAUCAAAGUAGCUGAGUGGUCAUGACCUUGAAGUUAGGUUGACACCCUGGAGCCAAGCAGCUACAUUUACAGAGAUGCUUUUGUACUUGUUUUUAAGUUGGAUUCAUUAUGUCUAUUCUCUCUUUGAAUGAACCCGGUCCUUGGCAUUGUGCGCAGUCUAAAUGGCCUACCUUUGUGGUGUUAGCAUUGGUGUAGCAAAGCCACUGGUAUCCUUUGUGGAUUUUCAUUGGGUUCUGAAUCUGUUUAAAUGAAAUUGUUCGGUGGAACAAACACUUCUUGUAUUACAAUGUAUCUCCUGCCAUCUUCCUUCACAUCUCGUUCUUAAAGAAGUUGGUAACUACCUGCAUGUUGGAAGAGGCAGAACAAAGCAAAUAAUCCAUAGGGAAGCCACGGCAAUCCUGUUUUGCAAACAUGGGUUACAUCGGGUGUAUACUUACAUAGGUAGCAUUUUCUAACACGUGUGGAGUAAACACUGCAUCCAACAACCUCAAAUUAGUCAUACACACAAACCCAUAAUUUGAUAUAUUUUUAGUUGGUAUCACUCUUUUCCCCCACCUCUUUUGUGGUAGGGUCAUACUGUCUUUGUAGAGAAUGUCUUAUUAAGCUGCUUUUCAAGAGUUAAGCCCAUCCAAGUCUACAUCCAGCCUGUAUUUUCCUGCCAUGUAAUCACCAGAGGGGUAUUUAGAGUUCUGAAAAAAUGAAACGCACUGAGUUCAGAUCAGGCUUGAGGGUAUGUCCCGUCUGCCUACUCAGAGCUUUGAGGCAAUCUCUACGUAAUGAUUCUGAAGUCCAGACCUAUGUUAUAUGACAAAAAUUCCAAGUGUUUAUGAAGGGACAUUAAAAAAUGAAAACACGGUGCAUUCCUUCAUUUUUAAGUCUGAAGGACACGAGAGACUCCACGCACAAACCCGUGGAGGUUUGACCAACAGCUGCCAUGAGUGUCCAAGAUAAGCUCUGAGGGAACACGGAGCUUAGAGAAUGCCACACAGCUUUCAGAUAUGGGUAGAAUGUCCUAAGAUGUCCCUAUAUUUUUCUUGACCCUUGGAGUUCACACUUGCCUUUUAUUUUCUCACACACGUGUGUAUAGCACCCCCACCUCUGCUUCAUGUCCACGUCACCAGGAAGUAAUUCUCAAGUUUUCUCAGAAGCACAUAUUGUCGUAAAACGCAAAGAGAGGUUGGCUUUCACCAGGCCUUUCUUGAAUUUGUUCUUUUUUAAAAAGAUGAGGCUCUGUAUUCUGUGCUCAGUGACUCUGGGCCUGGCCAGAACUUUCCAUGUGUCAAUGCACUGUCUGUUGAAUCUGGAGAUCCCAGGGACACUACAGGCAAGUGAACCAGUCCACAAAAUCAAAAUAAAGGUGUUUUGCUUGUUAACCUAUUAGUAUCUGGUCACUGGAGUAUGUGAGCCUGAUUAUAUUGUAGUUCAGUGACUAGAUUUUCCCUUUAAAUUAACGAGAGUCUGAGAAAAACAGCUAACAAGGAUCAGGGAGAGCCUCUUAGCCAUUAAAGGACUGAAGCAUUAUAUAUUAGAAACCUGUAAGUCAAAACCCCCAUCCUUUGCUAAGUUGAAUAUUUAUAUACCCCAUUCAUGACUAUGUACAACACAUAUAAUCGUCCAUAAUCAAUGGAUAUGCCAUUAAUGCAAAUAUAUUUACACUGUAUAUUUAAGGCUGUAUACAAUAUACAUAUAUUAUACUCUAUGAUAACCACUGAAAAUAAGGUUAUGUACUUACAGAAGUAUAGCCUAUAUAAUACUCACUUAAAGAUCUGUUACAUUUACGCACACACGCUUGCCAAAGCUUCCAGAUUUGCCCUUUAGGUUAAAUAUUAUCUUGUUAAGAGCUUUCAGUUGGUCACAAAUGUCUUUUUGUUUGUC
Acinonyx jubatus (cheetah) is the source of this 11915-nucleotide messenger RNA. RefSeq names its product prune homolog 2 with BCH domain (gene PRUNE2). The record is from RefSeq and is a predicted model, not a curated record. The transcript has 13 exons. NCBI's taxonomy places the organism in Eukaryota, Metazoa, Chordata, Mammalia, Carnivora, Felidae. Gene Ontology annotation, cellular component: cytoplasm. Gene Ontology annotation, molecular function: pyrophosphatase activity. Bases 374 to 9118 code for a protein of 2914 amino acids. Gene Ontology annotation, biological process: apoptotic process.